This is a messenger RNA of Didymodactylos carnosus, 3803 nucleotides long. Lineage: Eukaryota; Metazoa; Rotifera; Eurotatoria; Philodinida; Philodinidae. The record is from the annotation of a GenBank genome assembly.
CCCUUAUGCUGUGUUUUUCUUAGUUUUUUACUCGCGAAACAUGGAAAAAAAUACUUUAAGUAGGAUGAAAUCUUUUCUUUGAGAGUCUUAAGCCACUCUGACGUUUACAAAACAUUGUCAACACCGUUUUCUGGCCCCAAAACUGCCUCCCAUUUUCCUCUUUCUACUCAACGCUCCUCUUAAAAAAUUUUUAACGUUUCUCUUUUUUUCCUCUUUUUUCCAAAAGGAUCAUUACGAAGCCAGAUUACAGCUUUCUUUGGGAUAUUCCAUUCCAUACAAUGCAUUUAUCUGAAAUCGAAUAUACUUGCUGAAUAUCAGAAGCGCAAGGAACUUCAGUUUUCUUGUGCUCAUACAAAACUUCAACAAUUUUUGUCUGAGAGCACGUCGGAAAAGAACAGACCCUCAUCUUUUAUUGUUAUUUUAUUUUUCAUUAUCUAGUAAAUUCCCUGGAUACUGAAUCUAUGUAUUAUUAUUUUAUGCAACUAGAAGCUACUAAAAUCUACUCAAUCAACGUACGAAUUUUUGAGUGUGAUAUGUAUGUAUGGUGUUCAGCAGCAAUAUUCGAAAGAAGAUAUCUCCAAAAGUUUGAAUAGAUGCACUUUUUAUUUAAAGCUUUUAUGUACAUGGUAGCGAAACACCGCAAAAGUUUCCAUACCAAUGUAACUUAUUUUCGGAGCAAGGAAUGUUCAAAAUCGAAACAAAGACUUUUUGUAGUAGAUGGUGGGCUACCUAUUUCUGAUAUUUGUUACAGGUGUCAUAUGAUAUCUUUUAUCAAAUCAUACAGUUGUUGUAUGACUUUCCAUGUAACACAACUGUCCAUUUCUAAACACAAGUCUCAGAGGAUAUUUGCUAUAACUUGUUCAAUAAAUAAGGUAUAAGCUGACAGACUCAUUCUUUCUCCUCUUUUUCUAGAAUUUUUUUAGCAAAAAUACCCGAAUUCACGCAAUUUUUAGAUCGGAAAGUAGUUUCAGAUAUAUUUUUUUAUCAGUCCCGUCAUAUGAAACAAAAUUCAAUCACUCGUGAUUACAGGAAACAUUAGAUGAAAUCGAUAGUACAGCAUAUGAAGAAAGAUAAACACCGUGAAAAAAUCAGAGAGUUGAAAGAAAAUAUCACAUUCGUUUCUCCAACAUCUUUGUCUCAUAUAGUCACAACUUUAUCACGAAGCUGAAUAGUCAAACAAAAAACAGAAAUUCUCUCAAGAACAAUCAAAAAAAUAAAUAAGAAGAAUGUUCAGUAAAGAGAAUUUGAUUUUAGAUUAGUUUGACAGUUAGCGAUACUAUUUGAACAGUUAGAUAUGUUUCUGUGUUAAACUAGAAUAACUCCUUUUUGUUGUGUUUUUCUUAAUUUUUUACUUGUGAAACACGGAAAAAAUACUUUAAGUAGGAUGAAAUCUUUUCUUUCAGAGCCUUAAGCCACUUUAACGUGUACACAAUAGUGUCAGUACCAGUUUUUGGCCAAAAAAUGCCUCCUCUUUUUUUCUGAAAGGAACGUUACGAAGCCAGUCUACUAUAAGUAGCAUCCCGCCUCGGCUACUUGUGUUCCGCGUUUCGUCUCUUUUGGGCAUUCCUAGAUCUCGUUAAAGAUGCUGCAACGAAUGGUUUUACAACGUUUAAGAACAUUCAACAGAAGUUUCAUAACUUUAAUUCUAAUGAACGAGGUUAUUUUAUAAUUUUUGUGUUAAAUUGUUUUUUUUCUCUGUCAUUUAGGAUUUAGAUGCUGGUUAUGUCGAUAUAUUUAAUGAUGAUCACACUGACUUUGAUUUAGAUGAAACACUAGAAAAACGUUGUGGAAAAAAGAUAAACGUUAAUCAUUUAUUAAAUUUUCAUUUUUUUGAAAAACAACGAUCAAUGUCGUCGUAUGGAAGACGAGCUUAUGGCAAUGGAAAAUAUUUUCAAACAAAACAUUUUUCAAAAGAACAGUUUUUACAAGCAAAUUGUCAAUUUGUAGUUAAAGUCGAUGGAGAUUAUAGUUUGCAUUUUGCUGAUCCCGACUUGCCCAUUGAUUGGACUAAAGUUGAGCAAGUUCGAUUAUGUUCAAAUGAACAGUUAAAGUGUCCAAUAUGUUUGUGCCAACCCGUGGCUGGUAAAAUUACUCGUUGUGGACAUGUCUAUUGUUGGCCGUGUGUAUUUCAUUACUUGGCAUUAAGUGAUAAACAAUGGAGAAAAUGUCCAAUCUGUUAUGAACCAAUCUAUAAACAAGAUUUGAAAAGUGUCCGCGGACUGAUAGGCCGUGUAUUUAAGAAUGGUGAUCUAAUAACAUUUCGUUUAAUGCAUCGUGAACGUGGUUCAUCACUAUUCUAUCCAAAACAUAUUGAACCAUCGAUUACAGAACCUCAGGUUAAACGUUUACUCGUCUCAAAUAAUUAUACAAUUAGUUAUAAUCAUUCGAAUCUAUUAUUGGCUGAUGAUGAAACGAUUUUAAUGGAAAUAAUUGAAAAAGAAAAAUACGAACUAUUGAAACAAUUACAAGACGAAGGAGACCAACCAGAAACGAUUUUUAUUAAACAAGCAUUAGAAGAAGUUGAAGAACGAGAAAAGAUUAUUCGUGAAAGAUUGAAUACAACACUACCAAAACACGACCAACAACUACAGCAGAAAUCGUCUGAUGAAACAACUAAUCAGGAGUUAUCUACUAAACAUAAACUUAGCUCAACACAAGAUAAUAAAACAGUGAACAUAAAGCCGUCAGUAGUUUAUGAAAAUGCAUUUGAUAAUGUUGUUUUGCCUUUAAACGAAGAAGAUGUUAAUGAAGAAACGUUGUUAGAUAAUUUAUCAAACGAGGAGGAUUCGUCAAACAGUAGAAAAAUUAGUGAAUGUUCAAUCGAAAAAGACAAUCAAUAUCAUAUGGAUCAGGGGUCUGAACCAUCGGCAAUACACGUGCAACACAAUAAACAUUAUUUCUAUCAAGCUGAUAACGUUCCACAUGCCUACCUGAAUAGUAUAAAUGCUCGAAUUUUACUUAAUGAUUAUGGUUCGUAUUUGAACUGUCCAGAGGUUAUCCAUGCAAGGGUUGAACAUAUAGAAAGUUUUUUUAUGACCGAGGAAUUGCGUUCUCAUUUUCGAUUUUUGGGACAUUUACCAUUAACAUGUGAAUUUCAAGUGAUCGAAAUACGAUUAAGACCGCCAGUUAUAUCCGUACAAACAAUGAACAUGUUUGCAGAUGAAUUAUAUCGGCGUCGUCAAUUUCGUUAUCGUAAAGAACGUACAGAAAAACGUCGUAAACAGCAAGCUGAAAUAGCUGAAACAAGAAAAUUAACACAAUAUCCAAAAGAAUUAAUGUAUCUCCCAAGUGAACAUUUUCCUGUUAAUGGAACACAAUCAAUGGAAGAGUUUCCAGCUAUGAUUCCAACAGGAAGUAGUUCUUCCCCCCCUUCAGCUUCAGCAAUUAUGCCAAACGAAGAAAAUGGUCCAUCGUUUGCUCAGAUGUUGAAACAACAAGCGCCACCUGCACUGUUACAAAUGUCAAUCAAAAAAGUAGUGGGUGCAGCACCCCAAUCUACAUCCACAAUGCCAAAAGAAGAUCUUAGAAAAAAGAAAAAUAUUAAAUGUAAAAACAAUAGUGAUGACGAUUAUAACGAUGGAGAAGAUGAUGAGCAUUUUCAAGUGCCAAAUUUUCAUACAAGUUUUAGUCAAGAUUUAGAAACGGUUUUUAAUAAGCUAAAUGUUAAUAACGCAACAAACGGUGACAAUGACACAGAAGACCAACAGUCGAAUUUGACUGUGCAAACUGUUGGUGUUGGAAAAAAGAAGAAGAAGACCAAACAACUGUUAUUUGCCACAGGAAUGGGGCAAAAAGCAAAAUGA